AGAUAGACAUGGACUGGCUGUGAAUGAAAAGAUGACAACAGGCGCUCACGCUCCUCUCCCUUUCCUGUAGCGUACGCUCCGACGGCUGCAGUCGCAGCGACGCAAAAUGAGAUGACGAGCGGAGGCGGCAGAGGGGAGGAUGUUGGAGUGGAGUGAGGCAGGGCGGGGUUGCUGAGUAACAGAGGCAGGAGAGGAAAGAAGCUGCUUUCACAGGAGACGGAUGAAGAGGGUGAAUCCACGCAACGUGAGUGCCGGCAGUGGAUGAGGGAGGGGGGGCUUCCAGACUGGAUGGGCCCAGCGAUGCCUUGAUGGAGUAUGGGCCAGGUUUUAGGAUUCUCCCACUGCCAGGAAUAUGGCUCUGUGGCAUCCACCCCAGACUCAACACCUCCAUGCACCGAUGGCGGCAACGAGGAGUCAGAGAUGUGCGAUCUGCAGACAGCCAGAGAGUGGUCCGAUGAUGACGACGAAGAAGUGGAGACAGGAGAUCCAGACGACGACGAAGGACAAGCUUCCUCCCCGUCCAUCUGGGGGACUCCUCGCCAGCACUCCUUCGAGCUGACCUUCUCUUACAUCGCCAUCGCAGAGGCCGAAGCGGUUGGGAGCUCACGCCACCAUCGUGAGCGACGCAGGGGUAUCCCCCGGCUGGGACGCACUCCUUUGAUUCGAACUGACACGUUGGAAAUGCUGUUAGACUCCCCUGAUGAGGACUGGGAGCCACAGGGGUUUCUCAAUCAAGAUGAAGAAGAGCCAACAUCGGAGACUCGAGCGCGGGAGUCGGAGGAACCAGGGACAGCAAGUCCUGUGGGAAGAAGGGAAGGGGAGCAAAGGGAAACUCUUACAGUGCAGCCCGCUCCUGGACCUCUGGACUCAGAAAGCGAAAGGACAGAUGCGGGAGACGGACGAGAAGAGAGCGCAGCAGAGGAUUCACCAACCUCGGAGCCCGAGUCUCCCGUCACCUUGGAAACCAUUUCAGUCAAGCUGCUCACCUCUGUGCGACCCACAGACCCAGCGCGCUCGUCUGCGGCUUCCGUAGGCCGCAAGUCUCAGGAACAGCUGCUCAGAGAUCACUGGUUUUCAGCACCGGACCUGGCAGAGGAUCUGACCGUAUGCAUCCACAUAGCAGUACUGGACCUCAUCUACUGGAAGGACACAGAGAGAAGUGGCAUGGUGCUCACUGCCUUGGUGGUGGGCUUACUGUCCCUGUUCCAGCUCAGCAUCAUCUCUGUGGUCUCCACCGUCUCCCUGGCUGUCAUGUGCUUCACCAUCUCUGUGCGCAUCUACUACCACUUUCUCCACAUCCUCAGCUGGGGGGACGGAGAACAUCCUUUCAAGUCAUACUUGGAUCUGGACAUCAGUUUAAGUGGAGAGCAGGCUGACAUCUACAUGCAGAAAGCCAUUGUUCUGGCUCUGUCUGCUGUUGAUGCCCUGAGGAGGCUGUUUUUUGUAGAAAAUCUUUUUGAAUCCCUCAAGUUCCUGUUUCUGAUGUACCUUGUCACAUAUCUGGGAGGCCUUUGCAACGGCCUUACCAUCCUCAUCAUCAGUGUGAUUGCUCUCUUUUCUUUGCCCCUUUUCUAUGAAAAACGGCAGGAGCAAGUGGAUGGCUUUAUUGGAAAAAUUCAGGUCCAAAUUGACAGCGUGAAGGACUUUCUGCGAAGACUCGCCCAAGGCGGCGGCCCUCCUCCUGAUACGACUCCUGGUGGUGCCAAGCCUAAAACCCAGUAAAAUCUGAUGGACAACAACUUUAGGAGAAGCUACCAGAGUUGCAGAUUGCCACUCAAUGUCUUACUCAGCAGUCUGUCCCUUAGACCUCCAGCGGAUGGCGCUACAGACACUGGAAACCUGAAGAAAAGAGCAACGAAGUUCUGUGUACUAAGACUGUGUCUAGUUUCUAGAGGUUAGAGGACGGCUCUCAGAUGCUCUUAAGGCGAAGUGAGAGCUAAUGGAUUCUAGGUGAAAACAAUCUGGUAACAUCAUUUUUGGAAACAUAAUUUUAGCGUUACAAAGGAGAUUCGAUGAGCAUCUCAGUUAGAGCUGUUGUACUAAUGUGCUAAAGAAGGCGAGUGGGAAUUUCUCACCCCGACUCGGUCAGUCAGGUGAUUUAACGUAUAUGAGAGGACAAAAACAGGGAUCAUCAUGGCAGCAUAAAAUGACCACAUCUACUUCUUCUUCGUUCAGAUACAUUUUCAUCCUCACAACUGUGUAUCUGCAUGAAUGCCAGUGUAUUGUUUUGAAUGUGUGCGUCUGCUCUGACAAAUUUACUGAUUACUGAAUCUGUCGGCCCCAAUUAAAACAAAUUUCUUCUUUA
This is a messenger RNA of Poecilia latipinna (sailfin molly), 2305 nucleotides long. It is a transcript of the gene rtn2a, whose product is annotated as reticulon 2a. The transcript has 10 exons. Gene Ontology annotation, biological process: endoplasmic reticulum tubular network formation; neuron differentiation; brain development. NCBI's taxonomy places the organism in Eukaryota, Metazoa, Chordata, Actinopteri, Cyprinodontiformes, Poeciliidae. Bases 316 to 1722 code for a protein of 468 amino acids. The record is from RefSeq and is a predicted model, not a curated record. Gene Ontology annotation, cellular component: endoplasmic reticulum membrane; neuron projection; postsynaptic density.